Molecule: messenger RNA, 733 nt
Organism: Tarenaya hassleriana
Lineage: Eukaryota; Viridiplantae; Streptophyta; Magnoliopsida; Brassicales; Cleomaceae
Exons: 4
Coding region: 245-730 (161 amino acids)
Source: RefSeq, a predicted model, not a curated record
CAUAACCUUUAGUUUCCAUAAUAUUCAUAUACCCACAACUGAUAAAACCUAUAUGUGUGAAUUCAUCAUUCUCCUUUUAUUUUUCUCUCUUGGGUCAGUCUGAAACUGAAACUCCCUCUCUCUCUCUACAGGAAACAACCCUCGUUACAAAAGACAGCUACCUUUCUGGCAACCAUCUCUCUGUCUCUCGUCCUCUGAGAGAGAGAGAGAGAGAGAGAGAGAGAGAGAGAUCAUCGUCGCCAUCAUGGGUCGUGAAGGGGAACGCGGUUACUACAACAACAGGAAGAAUGGACAAAUCCCUAGGUUUGGAGAGUGGGAAGAUGCAAACGAAAUGCCCAUUACUCAGUACUUCGAGGACGCAAGACAAGCUGGUCUCCUUCGUGAAAACAACACUCGCCUUCACACUUCUUCUUCUUCCUCUGCAGAAACCCUAAAACUCCAUUCUCGCUGCUCCCAUGCCCGUCCUCUUCCUAAACAGACGGCGUUGGGGGCAGCGAAGGACAAAAGGGGCCCACAACAGAGAGUGCGUGACGUCAUCGAGAAGGGAGGAAAACAAUACGCAUACGUCAGCGAACCAAAGCAGUACCAAAACGUCGUCGGAGAGCGGCCUCCAAGAGCUCCCAAGCCCAUAGACGAAGAUCUCUACAAGAUUCCUCCCGAGUUCCUCCACCCUUCCAAGAAGAAGAAAAUGCCGGGGCUCUUCUCAUGCUUGGUUCCCUGUGCAUCAUGAAUU